Messenger RNA from Danaus chrysippus (African queen), 1140 nucleotides. NCBI's taxonomy places the organism in Eukaryota, Metazoa, Arthropoda, Insecta, Lepidoptera, Nymphalidae. The record is from the annotation of a GenBank genome assembly.
AUGGCAGUGCUUGCUGCGGCACAAUUGUUAGAUGAAUUAAUGGGGAGACAUCGGAAUACAAAUCCAAAUGAAAAGAUAAAAAAACCAAAUUGGGAAGAUCCAGAAUAUUGUAAAUACUAUAUGGUAAAAUUCUGCCCUCAUGAUUUAUUUGUAAACACAAGAGCCGAUCUUGGGGUUUGUCCAAAAGUUCAUGACGAUGAGGUAAAAGAUCUUUUCGAACGCGCAGAAUCUUCAUAUAAGAAAGCUCAAUACGUUGAAGAGUUCUUAAGAUUUUGCCGUCACAUGAUCAGUGAUGUAGAAAGAAAAAUACAAAAAGGUAAACAAAGACUGGAGUUGAUGAAUUCAAAACCUGAAGGUCCUCCAAUGACUCAGGCUCAGACAGAGAAGAAUCAGGAACAGGUUCAGCUGCUAUCUGAAAAGAUAACUGCUUUACUGAGAGAAGCCGAGGAAGCUGGGUCCUGCGGUAACGUAGAACAGGCACAGGGCCUCAUGAAGUUGUGCGAUCGGCUGAAAGAUGAAAAGGAACAACUUUUGAAACAACAGGAGAAUAGCCACUGGUCAAUGACAGCGGAAUUAGCAGCAGCUCAAGAGAAGCAAAUGGAAGUGUGUCCUGUAUGUGGAGCAUUUUUAAUUGUUGGUGACGCACAGCAAAGGAUUGAUGAUCACCUCUCUGGAAAACAACAUGUUGGGUACUACAAAUUACGUCAAGCUUACGAAGAGAUGAACGAAGCUCGUGAAAAGGAACAACAGGAGAAGGAGAGACGGCGGCGUGAGGAAAGAGAAAGAGAACGCAGUAUAAGGGGCGGUGGACUCGGAUCAGAUAGACGGGAUAGAGAGAGGAUGGAGAGGGACAGAGAACGGGAUAGCCACAAGGAUAGGGAACGGGAUAGGGGAGAAAAGGAAAGGGAUAGAGAACGUCAUCGGUCCAAUCGUGAAGAACGAAACAACCGUCACGAGGAUCGUGAUCGUGAACGAGAUCGUGACAGGGACCGUGAGCGUGAUCGCGGUGACAAGGAACGGGAACGGGACCGAGACAAGGAACGGGACAAGGAACGGGAACGGGACCGAGAGCGUAAACACCGUCGAGAGAGAAGAUCGUCUCACGACCGUCCAAGACGCCGAUCCCGUGAACGCCACUGA